AUGGGAAAUUCCGACAUUCGACUUAUUCUUCCUCCCAAGAAGGAACUCAACGCGUGGUGGGACAAGCUAGACCGAGCUGGUCGUGAGUUCGUGGAAUUAACAAUUGGCCGACUCCUCCCUCUGUUGCGUAUCAACAUUCAUGGCGGCCUCAUUCAAGCACUUGCCCAUUGUUGGUGUCCAGAGACGACUACUUUCAUCUUCGGUAAGCAUGAGCUCACUCCGACCUUGGAAGAAUAUAGCAUUGCCAUUGGAAAACCUUUGGAAUUAGAAUUAAUUAGUCCACCUAUUGGAAUAAAUCCUGUCUCGAUUUUAUCUGAUUUUCUGAGAAUCAAGGAAGAAAAGAUAAGAAAAAUUUUAAAAGGUCACCGCAAUACUUGCCCAUUUUCAUUUCUUGAUGAAUGUUUUCAAAAUGGCACUUCAUUUCAAAUGAGAAGGAUUUUCCUACUAGCUUUCUUUGGGUUUAUACUUUUCCCUCACUGCAAGAAUGCUAUUAAUCCUUUGAUUGCUAAGUUAGUGGGACAAGUGUGUGGGGGAAUGAACUUUGUUAAUGCCCUCCUGGCAGAAACUUUUCUUUCCCUUUCUCGAUUUAAAGAAAAUGGAGACAAAAUCUUUCGUGCUUCUCCUGAACUUUUGCAAAUUUGGUUCUUAUCCCACUUAAAAGGGUUUGGUGGUCUAAUGAUUAUACGUGAAGUUAGCAACUCUGAUCACCCUAUCAUGAGAUUUGAGAAUAAACAAAAACAUGCACCGGAUUAUCAUUAUUCCAAUUGGCUGGUUUUCUUUAAAAAUCCAAAGUCCAAAUGUUUCCUAUGGCAUGCUAAAUGGUUCCAAGUUCGUGAGGCCAGACUCACAUGUGGACGUGUUGGCCCAAUCCCUUUACUGGGAUUCACUGGGGCAAUGGAAUAUUACCCAACUAGGGUGACUCGCCAGUAUCAAGUGGUGCAAAGAGCUUCCCAGACUUUGAAGCAAGCUGAUUCAAUUCGAGUCAACUUCAAGACGGAGACCUCGACCAUGAGGAUAACAUUUCUUUAA
Molecule: messenger RNA, 1029 nt
Organism: Syzygium oleosum
Lineage: Eukaryota; Viridiplantae; Streptophyta; Magnoliopsida; Myrtales; Myrtaceae
Exons: 1
Coding region: 1-1029 (342 amino acids)
Source: RefSeq, a predicted model, not a curated record